AUGGCAUCAAAGGGGGCCGAAAGAUUACCUCUGCCGACAAGUAACGCGCGCUUGGCGCGGCAAGUCCUGCCUUUCUCUUCAAUUAGUUCUCGAAAUCUGAGCAUGGGAAGCAACGUUGCUCGUCCUGUUGUACAGGAUGGUCGGGGACUUGGUGUAGACGAAUUGAGCGCAAGGGAACUUGGGCUUGAGAACAACCUGAAAUUGGCAGAGGUCAACACCCUCAUCGAUUAUUAUAAGCAAAACGACCCAGGGAACACCGGCCUCACCCCAGAAGAAUUCAAAAAGGCAGCCGGCGAAUACAUCGCCGAUGGUUUGACUAUUGAUCCGACUGUUAUAUUCAACAUCUUCAAUUCAGGUCAAGGAGAUGUCGCAGGCAGAGUAACCCUUCGCGAAUUCAUCCUGGGAUACGCUAUUCUGUGUCGCGGCUGUACCGAGGGACGUCUCAAGUACUUGUUUGCGAUUUAUGGUAGCGUCGAAGGCGAUGGAUAUCUAACUCGUGACCAACUCAUUAGCUCCUUGAAGCUAAUGCAGAGAAUAGUCACUGAGGUCACGGAUCAUGAAGGCAUCCCAGAUGAAGAGGAAAAUGAUAAACAAAUACGGAAGGUUGCUGGCGAACUAAUUGCAGCAUCUUCUGACACGGACAACAUGGGUAUUUCAUAUGACGACUUCAUUGAGAAAGUGAAGGAGGCCGAGGUCGUUACGCUUUGGUUAGAAAAUCUAGGUUCCGUCGCUGGUCAACAUAUGAAAUAUAUAGAAAAGAAAGAGCUCGAUGUUGUGGAGUUGCGCAUGGAGCGUCAAGGAAUGCUCUCUGUUGAUUCCCAGACUCCAGUAUCUAAUUCUCCGAGCAUGGAAUGGUCUAAACCAACAUUAGUCGAGGAAUCGAGGGCAUCUGACCCGUCGUCGGCAGAGAGAAAGAUUCAAAUUCCGCUUCCCAAGAAGCAUAAGCUAGUGCGACGGGAUGUUAAGUCCGGGCGCGAUUCUCGAGGUAGCCUGAAUCGAUCCCAGGCUACCGAAGAAGAAGACUGGGGAAACGUUGAAAUGUAUGCGGCGAAGCCUUUCGUUAUCAACUACGACCAAGUUCAAUUCGGGAAGGUACUGGGGCGAGGAGCAUGCGCAACUGUGUACGAGGGCGUGUGGUUGCACAUCCCGGUCGCUGUCAAAGUGUUCAACGACGGUCACGGAGAGGCUGCUGGCAUCGAAACACUUGCGACCUCUGACGAGGAGGUACGAAAAGAUGUUGUGGGUGACUAUGUUGAAGAGUUUUGGCUGCUGCUGCAAAUUCGUCAUCCAAACUGUUUGCUAUACAUGGGAAUAUGUUUCGAACCCUAUGUUUGUAUUGUGACGGAACUAUACACGGGAGGAUCAGUGGCUAACUUUCUACAUGGACCGAAUCCGCGAAAGUUCACCCCAGCAAAAGCACUGGACAUGCUGGCGGGUGUGGCGAGGGGCAUGUUCUACCUUCAUGCAUCAUCCCCGCCGAUUCUCCAUCGCGACUUGAAAGCAAGCAACAUUCUUAUCAAUCGAGCAUUAACGCAUUGUGUCAUUUGUGAUUUUGGUUUGAGCAGUCAAUUUGUUAACGAAGCCUCAGGCCUGAACUUGUCGAAGGCUGGUGGAGGAGGCAAAGCGAUGGGAGUGGGAACCCCGUACACCAUGGCACCAGAAGUCAUGGAAGGGAAAUCUCAUACGCCAGCUGCUGAUGUCUACUCAUUUGGGGUAGUCAUGUACGAAAUGUACACGGGGCGUUUUCCGUUUCCAAAGAUGAAACCGAUUCAAUUAAUGUUCAGCGUAGCAGAGGGGCGCCGUCCCAUUUUUUAUGAGGAGGACAACGUACCUCAAACCAUGCAGGUCUUGAUUCAAAGGUGCUGGAGUCAAAAGCCCGAAGCAAGACCAAAUUUUGAAGAGAUUUUGCGAGUUCUGUCCUCAGCAGAACUAGAAGAUGAGGUUGCGAGAAUACAGAACGCCGCACUCGAUUCAGGCGAAGAGACUGAUGACGAUCAACAAGAGUUCGUGAGCAUUGACCUGUCCAAGCGCCUCCUUGAGGCUGUGUAUCGUGGUCAUCAAGACAAGGCUGCACGAUUCAUUGACGAAGGGGCUAUGGUAAAUUAUGCUGAUUACGACAAGCGCACAGCGCUUCAUGUAGCUGCGGCGGAGGGCCACACAAAUUGUGUGAGACUGCUCCUUUCCUCAGGGGCGAUGCUAUCACACGAUCGGUGGGGCAAUUCUCCAUUGAGUGAUGCUAUUAACUAUGCAAAUCGAACGGGUGACAGCGAGCCCGCACGGAUUCUGAGGGCGGUCGAAGGGCGAAGCCACCUUGUGAAGAGAGCGGAUGUUGGCGAUAAUGUGGAAAAGGUUUUGAACAAGGACCAGGCAGAAAAUCUAAGGAAUCAGACUGCUAUUAAUGCAGCGGCAGAGGGUGAUGUAGUAACGUUGAAGCGUCUACUGGACUCAGGACUGGACGUGAACUGUACAGAUUAUGACAGGAGGACACCGCUAGCAGUUGCAGCUUCAGAGGGAAGGUUUGACAUUGUAGAGCUGUUGAUUCGGCAUAGGGCAGGUGUAGGGCAUCGAGACCGAUGGGGAUCGACUGCAUACCAUGAAGCGGAGCGUGGAGGUUUCCACGAUAUCAUCCGGCUCCUGCGACAAGCGGAGGCGGAGACGGCUUCAAGCCCCCGCCGAAUACGUGCGAUAAGGAGCUCACCGGCAAUAGCGACAAGAUCUGGAAACAUUGCGAACAGCGGCUCUUCAGCAUUGAGCGUAACGGGUCGUGUAAAUACCAACUUACCGGUUUCGUGCAAUCGGGGAAUUGAAGAGGGCUGGAAGCGGUUUGUUCGCUCUCCUUGUUCUCGUUGAAACAGAUCGAAAGGAAUGCAGCUACAUUUGGA
Messenger RNA from Chondrus crispus (carragheen), 2882 nucleotides. Its product is annotated as Serine/threonine protein kinase. The record is from RefSeq and is a predicted model, not a curated record. The transcript has 6 exons. The coding region runs from base 1 to 2850 and encodes 949 amino acids. Gene Ontology annotation, molecular function: protein kinase activity; ATP binding; protein binding. Gene Ontology annotation, biological process: protein phosphorylation. Lineage: Eukaryota; Rhodophyta; Florideophyceae; Gigartinales; Gigartinaceae.